CUCUCUCUCUCUCUCUCUCUCUCUCUCUCUCUCUCUCUCUCUCUGUGUGUGUGUGUGUGUGUGUAAUAUCGAGGAAGUUUUAGUCAAGUGCACCUUGGCUACUGAAAAUACUUUUUGUGCACUUUCUGAUCCUAUUUUUGUUUUUUGUUAACGUAAAUAAUUUUAUUAACAAAGAGAAAAUCUCCGUAUACGAACUAUACCUUAAAUAAUUUUGUAUGAUCCUAAUGUUACUUCCAUGUGUAGUCUUUCUUCUGGUUACUUAUUUGCAGUGUCUGGGGGCUAAAAAAUCUCUUGUGCUACGAGAGAUACCAGAAGAUGGAGUGAAUAAGCUUCUAUCUAGCAAGGAUGCGUUAGCAGAUUGUGAUAUAGCAAUUUUUGUCCAUGACAGGUCUCGUGAAACUUCCUGGAAGAGAGCAUCAGAUCUACUGGUUGAUGUUGCUAGCCAUGGAGAGGCAACUGGUUAUGAGGUGCCUUGUCUCAUUGUAGCAGCUAAGGAUGAUCUGGAUCCUUAUUCGACGGAAAUUCAAGAUUCUACUAGGGUAGCUAUCCUAAAUAGUAGAGGACACAACACAGAGGGUUGUCGUUUGUUAUUGAAAUAACUUAAGGAUUUUUAAAGAUCUAACUAGAAUGUCUUCAAUUCUGGAACUUUUGUCCAGUUGGUAUACAAUUUCUGCCCAAUUUAUUUUAAGAAUAUUUAUG
Molecule: messenger RNA, 699 nt
Organism: Lycium barbarum (goji berry)
Lineage: Eukaryota; Viridiplantae; Streptophyta; Magnoliopsida; Solanales; Solanaceae
Product: mitochondrial Rho GTPase 1-like
Exons: 3
Coding region: 216-599 (127 amino acids)
Source: RefSeq, a predicted model, not a curated record